UAGAUGACAAAACUCAAAUUGAAAAAUAUAAACAAUAAUAAAUCGUACGAUGCAACAAUGAGCAACACAGUGCAACAACAAACAACACGAUGCAACAAAAAGCAACAUAUACAAUACAACAAGAAACAACAAAUAUAACAUACAUAACUUUUAUAAUAAAUAUAUAAUUCAAUUCAUUACAUGUAUCAAUAUGUGAUUUAGCUUUACUUCUUAUCAUUUCUUUUUCUUUUUAAUGCAUCUUAACACAUGGUUCUUGCGAUUUUGCUCUUUCCCAUCGAUCCUAGCUAUCACCGUGAUGUACUUCUUUUCUUUUAUGCGCCUGCAAUAAGAAUACAAUCUCUAUGACACCAAUAUGCCAACAAAAUAAGCAUUGAAAGAAUUUCAAUUUGUUCAAUUGAACGAUAUCAUUCAAGUGACUACUAUACUCUAUUCAUUUUCAUCCAUUUCAUAUUUCUUUGAAAGGAUUUCAAACUGUAUAAUGAAAAAACAUUGAGUCAGAUAAUGCCUCCAACAAAAGGUAAACUGUUAAUGCUAAACAAGAAGAACAGACAGCUGCUCAAAACUUCCUCAAAACUUCAAGCAUGUGAUAACUGUGAUAAAUGCUAAAUUUUUUAUGAACUUAAGAUUUCAUUCGUUUAGUUCAACAACAAAAAAACCAAAAAGAAAAACAAGGCUCUUUGAUUCUAAUCCAUAGUCAAAGGCUCAAGAAAAAAAAGCAUGAAACUAUAAAUUAAAGGCUAGACUUCAAUUAUCACAUACUAACCGUGAUUAGUGCAAAUCUUUCUAUAAAAUUAAGAUUGCAUUAUUUCAGUUCAAAAACAAAAAAAAAAAGCUCAUAGGUUCUAACUUCUAAUUCAUGGUCAAAGGCAAAGCUAAAAACAGUAGGCUGAAACUAAAAAUUAAAGAUGAAAGUCUCAAACAAAAAACUAUAAACAAAAAAUAAAGGUGAAACUAGAAAUCUAGAAUAGAACUUACCUGAUAUGAUCGAAUUGAAGUUAGCUAAGAACGAAGCUGGCCAAUGUAUUCUAAGCUCUUAACAAUAAAAUGAUGCUUUAGAGGAGUUCGUUCCUCUCAAACAAGUUUCAUGAAGAAAACAAAAAAAAAGGCAAUUCAGGCCUCAGGAGCCUUUAUCCAGGUGCAAGUUGAUCUUCUUCACCAACUAUUGCACCUCUCGACAACUUCUUCUUCUUAGGCUUCCGGAUUUCCUGUUUUUUUUCAUCCUCUUGACAUGCUUUUCCCAUUCCCUCCUUUGUUUAUAAGUAAAACAAUAUUGCAACGCUAACCUAUAGCUUAUUCACCAGGUACUAGGAAUUAAUUAACACAAAUGCUAAAGUUCAUCAGAAUGGAUGAAGAACAGAAAGUACUCACCUUAUAGAUAUUGUUUCGUAAUCUGCUUAUCGAGAUUGGAGUACCUUUUCCCUGAUUUGAGUGCAUCGAUGUGAUUCAACACUUUCUUAAUCUCCAAAUUGUCGAUAACAACAUAGUGACUUUGUAGGAUGAUGGCUAGGGAGGAUCUACAAUGGAUUUCAUCGCCUCUAGCAAAGCUAUCUGAGGCACAUCUCAACCAACUGGAAGUAAAGCCGCAUAGAAUGGAGGACAGAGCGGAGCUGCAAGAGACGGAGCGCGGAGAGCAGAGUGCGGAGGGCGGAGCACGGAAGGCGGAGUGCGGAGCUGCACAGGACGGAGGCCAAACGGUGGAGGCAAAGCCGCAGAGCCGCGGAGGUCGGAGGCGCAGCGGGCAGGAGGACAACCAUCGCUGGCUUCUAUUUCAACGAUUCGGGGAUUGUGUUUUGACGUAGGAUUAGCCGAUUAGGUUAUUU
Messenger RNA from Cuscuta epithymum, 1820 nucleotides. The record is from the annotation of a GenBank genome assembly. NCBI's taxonomy places the organism in Eukaryota, Viridiplantae, Streptophyta, Magnoliopsida, Solanales, Convolvulaceae.